Molecule: messenger RNA, 3219 nt
Organism: Linepithema humile (Argentine ant)
Lineage: Eukaryota; Metazoa; Arthropoda; Insecta; Hymenoptera; Formicidae
Product: beta-1,4-glucuronyltransferase 1-like
Source: RefSeq, a predicted model, not a curated record
CAACCAACUGUAAUUUUAUAUAUUUUCUUGCAAGGACUUUUUUUGCUUAUUUAUAGUUCAUGCAUAGGGACCGGAUCGAUGAGCCUCACACGGAAACACACCUCAUAUUUCUUUAAUAAUAAAACUGUCUACGCUAUUGAAUACACAUUGUAUGAAAUUAUGAUGACACUUUAACUUGAUAAUCAACACAUGUCGUGUACUUUUAUAACUUUCAAGAGCCGUAAAUAAUCCACGCGAGUAUAUCCUUUUUUCGGAUAAUCAAUUUUUCUCAAACUGUCAUGAAUGUAAAAAACAGUUUAUUUUCAGAGAAAUAUUGUUUACUGUUGACUUUUAUCAAAAAGACUUGAGCAGCAACAACAAAAAACUUGCUUAUUUGAUCUCACGACAGAAUCGCGGGAGUGACUUAUCAUUUAAUUAAUAAUUCUCGAAUAAGGAGCGGACUGAGAAAAGGAGACAGGAUUGCAAACAUCGCAGCGAUUCGUCGCCUCAGAGUUUAGAGGAACUACUGGUUCCGCGGAAUGAAAAUUUCCUCGAAUUCGGCGCGUUGCACCGCCACACAACCGGAAGCAGUGUUGCUGUAUAUAUAUAUAUACAUCCUACUGCGAAACGUUAAAAUUAGAACGCAGCCUUGAUAUCAAUGACGACGACCCUAAGCGCCGCGCUCUGCCUUCUAACUAAUUGCACACGACGUGUUGCCUUCGGCGAGACGAUAAUUCCGCAUGAUUGAACGGUGAAACUUGUACUCUCGUUCGACUAUGGCGCGAUAACCACAUGUCGCGUUGUAACGCGUCACACAAUACGCUCGUUUACAGCUGAUUUCUGUAAUACACGAUAUAAUAGCGAUAAUUCGGAACCUUCGCUACCUCUUGCGUAUUUGUCCGCCAAUCUCAUUCCAUGUCAUUUUUUUAUCAGGGGGUAAUGUCCUCUCUAACGUCUCUUCUCGACACGGAGAUGCGUUCGUGACAUUAUCGAUUAAUUGACCUUGCUCCUUAUCUACGUGUCAUUGUCCUCGCGUGUGCAACGUUUUAUUAUUUUACAGAAUGCGAUUGCAGCAGAAUUUUAUCUUCAGAGAUUGCACAUUUUGUGUUAUAUAAAUUAUCUGAAAAUUAAUGAAAAUCAAUUACUAUUCGUGAUCAAAUAAAAGGCAACGAUGAAAAGGAAAUAUACGCAAGGAUAAAAUACAUUUCAUUAAAAUUCAGUAUUCUGAACAAAGAGCGUGUCAUUAAAACACAUUCCGAUGCUAAUGGGCGCGACUCCGGGCAUAAUCUAGGUUGAAAUCUGCGCGCCAUUAAAGCGAUAUCAUUCGUUCUACACCCGCAAUCACGAUAAUGUAUCUCGGCUGCGCGUACUGAAUCCUCGCGGUUCGCCAGCGCGUUUGCGCGUCAUCGAUCCGCGGCAUUUCGCGGUCUCACCCUCGCAAAAGUGUCGUCUCGUACCAGUUCGACGGCGGAUGUUCCUCGGAGAACCGCCGUUUGCGCCUAUAAUAUGGAACAUCGUUCCGCCGUUCUCGAUCGACGACGAGAUCGGAGAACUUUCGAGGUGCGAAUGCGAUCGAUUCGUCGAUUUCAAUCUUGCUUUGCGUGCUGAACAUAUCGCUCCUUAAAAUCGCUCCACAUUUCCGCAAAUUAUGACAGCAACUAAUUUUCGAGCAUUAUAGACAACACAGAAUGAUUCAUUGCAGACGAGAAAGCGAUGCGCAGCCUCGCUCGCAGAUUACUAGUAUGGUCGGCGUUGGUGCUGUCUCUUCUGGUGGUCGGCCGUCUGCUGUUCGGCCGUGACUUUCGUUUGCCGACGACGACGGUCGUUCUUCACGACGAUGGAGACGUCUCGAUUCCGAUACUGGAUAGCGGCCACGUGAAUUUGCAGCCGGAUGACAGUUCGCCAGGACCGCCCGCCUAUGUGGCGGGUACGUACAUGACGGGUCGGCGACCCCGUAACGAAAGUACCUGUAAAUGGUACCAUGGACUGCCGGAUGUCCUCUCCUACUCGCCAUCCAGGCUUUCUGGAACUCCCGAAAUCGGCGAGAAGAGUCUCUACAGGGUCCUACCGUUCGUGUUGCACGGCGCUGACGAAGCGACGGACAAGUUGCCCCAGGUCACGUUGUCCACGCACGCCACUGCCGAUCAGGUUUACGGAAUCGUGGAGUUGGCCAGACGGUGGGAGGGACCGCUCAGCCUGGCGGUGUUCGCGCCGGGCCUCGACGCCGGCCUCGCUGUCGCUCAGCUUGAUCGAGCUUGUCGGUGCGAGCCUGCCAUGUACAAGGUUUCCGUCCAUCUGGUGUUUCCGGCCGGUCGACCGCCCGUCCUGGGCGCGGUCGAUUACACCCAGGGCGAUUGCGUCGCUUCCGAUCUCCAAUGGCGACAGGCCGAGACCGAGAGACGCAAGAGGAACAUGAUGUAUCCUAUUAAUGUCGCCCGAAAUGUAGCGAGAGCAACGGCGAACACGUCUCGCGUGCUGGUGUCGGACAUCGAGCUGCUGCCGAGCGUGCGGCUAGCUUCCGGAUUUAUGGAGAUGGUACACCAAAGACCGCCUAAGGUCGGCAUGGUCUUCGUCUUACCCGUCUUCGAAAUCGAGUCCAGUGAACCGCCGCCAGCAACAAAGCGUGAGCUUCUCGCUGCCUCCCGAGCAGGUUUAGCGGUGUAUUUUCAUAGAUUUCUUUGUCCACACUGCCAGCGAUUUCCCGGACUGACCAGAUGGAUGAUUAGACCAGACCCAGGCAAAGUUCGACCACUGAUCAUCACUAAACGGGAGUAUCCGCAUCACAGAUGGGAGCCGGUCUUUAUCGGCACACGUGAGGAUCCACUUUACACAGAGGAGAUGUCCUGGGAAGGGAAGCAGGAUAAGAUGGCCCAGAUGUUCGAGAUGUGUCUUCUAAAUUAUCGGCUAGUCGUGCUCGAUGGUGCCUUCUUAGUGCAUACGCCGGGAAUUAAGCGAAAAGCCCGCCAGAUCAGCUCGGCCAUGCAGGAGAUCUUUCGCCUGCACGAGAGGAGGAACGCGAGGAUAUAUCAACGCGUGAUAAAGCGUCUAAUCAAGCAAUAUCCAAUUAAUCGUAGGUGUGCACAGUGAGACGAGGAAUUCUAAAAACGAGAGAAUAAUUCUUCAAAGGGAGACCGCUUCGACAUGCAUACGGUGCCUGUAUUCAACGAUAGAAAAAUAUUUUUCGGUGACGUCGAGUUUAUUAGAUUUAAAAUGAAGUUGCGAAUUAAUAUAUUAAUCGUU